This is a messenger RNA of Mytilinidion resinicola, 2638 nucleotides long. RefSeq names its product heat shock protein Hsp88. Gene Ontology annotation, cellular component: cytosol; nucleus. Gene Ontology annotation, biological process: protein folding. The transcript has 4 exons. The record is from RefSeq and is a predicted model, not a curated record. Lineage: Eukaryota; Fungi; Ascomycota; Dothideomycetes; Mytilinidiales; Mytilinidiaceae. Gene Ontology annotation, molecular function: ATP binding; ATP-dependent protein folding chaperone. Bases 156 to 2525 code for a protein of 789 amino acids.
AGAAAAUUGUAGCCUUGAACCUUGUUUCAAAACACCAACACAAAGGCGACUGCGCACCCGCACUUCUUCUCUCUCUACAACACACCCACUUACACUUUUUCAGACCACCAUCCACCCUAAACACAGUCUUUCCACGCCUCACAGGAACCAGCAACAUGAGUGUCGUUGGCAUAGAUUUGGGGACGCUCAACACCGUGAUUGCGGUCGCGAGGAACAGAGGCGUCGAUGUCAUCACGAAUGAAGUGUCAAACCGCGCUACACCAACUCUCGUUGGAUUCGGACCCAAGAGCAGAUACAUCGGCGAGGCCGCGAAGAACCAGGAAAUCUCCAACCUCAAGAACACUGUCAGCUCCCUCACAAGGUUAGCGGGUCGAUCUUUGAAGGACCCAGAUGUCCAGAUAGAGAAGGACUACGUGUCGGCAAACCUAGUGGAUAUCAAUGGCCAGGUCGGCGCGGAAGUCAAGUAUCUGGGCAAGACUGAGCAGUUUACGGCGACCCAGCUGGUGGCCAUGUUCUUGACAAAGGCAAAGGCCACUGCGUCCGCUGAGCUGAAACUUCCUGUCUCCGACGUGGUCCUCAGCUGCCCUACAUGGUACACCGACACACAGCGCCGAAGUCUGCUCGACGCUGCCGAAAUCGCCGGACUCAAAUGCCUACGCCUCAUCAACGACACCACUGCGACAGCUUUGGGAUACGGUAUCACAAAACUAGACCUCCCAGGCCCAGAGGAAAAGCCUAGGCGCGUUGUUUUCGUCGAUAUUGGACAUAGCAACUACACUGCCUCGGUCGUCGAGUUCAAGAAGGGUGAGCUCGCCGUCAAGUCGACUGCAUGGGAUCGUCACUUCGGUGGCCGGAAUUUCGACAAGGCCAUGGUCGACCAUUUCGCCAAGCAGUUCAAGGAAAAUUACAAGAUUGACAUCAACGAGAACGCAAAGGCCCGUGUUCGAGUUGCUGCAGGUUGCGAGAAGGUCAAGAAGAUCCUUUCCGCAAACUCCGCGGCUCCGUUGAACAUUGAGUCUGUCAUGAAUGACGUCGAUGUCCGAGGUUUCCUCAAGCGAGAGGAGCUGGAAGAACUCGUCAAGCCGCUCCUCGAGCGUGCCACUGCACCUAUCGAACAGGCUCUUGCGGAGGCCAAACUAAAGCCCGAGGAUAUCGACGCCAUCGAGAUGAUUGGCGGCUGCACCCGUGUACCUUCUCUAAAGGCUGCCAUUCAGGACUAUUUCGGCAAGCCUCUUUCCUUCACUCUCAACCAGGACGAAGCCGUUGCUCGAGGUUGCGCUUUCAGCUGUGCCAUAUUGUCGCCCGUGUUCCGUGUCCGAGACUUCUCCAUCCACGACAUUGUCAACUAUCCAAUUGAAUUCACCUGGGAGAAGUCACCGGACAUCCCUGAUGAGGAUACUAGCCUCACCGUCUUUAACAAGGGCAAUGUCAUGCCGUCAACUAAAAUUCUGACAUUCUACAGGAAACAGCCGUUUGACCUCGAAGCCAAGUACGCCAAGCCAGAAACUCUCCCAGGCAAGAUGAACCCUUGGAUCGGCAGAUUCUCCGUCAAAGGGGUCAAGGCGGAUGCUAAGGACGAUUUCAUGAUUUGCAAACUGAAAGCGAGGCUGAACCUGCACGGCAUUCUGAAUGUCGAGUCUGGCUACUACGUAGAAGAACAGGAAGUGGAGGAACCGAUACCUGAGGCGCCAAAAGAGGGCGAGAAGAAAGAUGGUGAUGUACGUCCUCUCGAUUCCUCGGCUGACCUGAGUAGCGACGCGCAGGUGUACGGCACCAAUGGUCGUGCUCGCAGUAGCAGCACAGAGCCUGCCGUACCCCUGCGCGCUUCGAAAAGGCCGAAGCAUGAAGUCCCUCCUGUAAUGCCUACGUCCGCGUUACGCUUGGCACCAGAUGAGCUAACUGAUUUGAACCCACAGGCGAUGGACGUUGACGCCAAAGACGAUGCUGAAAAGCCGAAGACGCGAAAGGUUAAGAAGCAGGCUCGCAAGGGCGAUCUUCCCCUAUCUGCUGGCACCUCCGCCAUGGAUCAAGCAAGCAAGGAAAUUGCGAUGGAGAAGGAGAACCAGAUGUUCAUGGAGGAUAAGCUUGUCCAGGACACAGAGCACAUGAAGAACGACCUGGAAACUUUCAUCUACGAUAUGAAGGACAAGAUCUACACCACGUACGCUGACUUCUGCAACGAUGAUGAAAAAGCGAAGGUCAAUGCCAAGGCAGAGGCAAUCGAGGAGUGGCUCUAUGACGAGGGCGACGACACAACAAAGGCCGUCUACGUGAGCAAGAUCGAGGAGAUGCGCUCUGUUGCUGGCCCAAUCAUCCAACGAUAUAACGACAAGGUCGAGGAAGAGCGACAGGCCGUGAUGAAGAAGCAGCAAGAGGCUGCUAUGGCCAAGCAGGCGGAGCUCGAGCGACAGAAGCGGGCGGCGGAGGAGAAGCGGAAGACCGAGGCGCCACCCGAAGCCAAGGACGAGGAAAUGAAGGACGCUGAUGCCGUGAAGCCGGACGAGGUGGAGGAGCCGUCGACUUGAAAAGGGAGUUGAUGAUGCUGGGACGAAGGGCGGACGGCUGGUUCAAGUUUGAUACACUAGUAUAGCAUGGAUGGACUGGUUACGGUUGCUGUGCUCUGUGGAUGGUAAUGCUU